UGUGCUAGAUUUUGGCUAUGGCUGUCUCGUGUGGAUUCUUCCCUGGAAACGUGCCGUGGUGCGCGUUUGGAGCUUCGAGUGGCCUCAGAUCUAGAAUGCGGCCGCCAAUGCUGUCGCGCUCGAUUCAGUGCUGCGCAGAAGCGGCAAUCGAUGAGGCAGCUGCUGUGGAACUCCCGUGCCUUCCUUUCAAGGCCGCGGAGGUUUUGGUUCCUUCGUCUACAAAGACUUUGCAUUUGUACGAGGCGAGAUUUCUAGCACUUCUGGAAGAGGUAAAAUCGUUCUCUUCUCGCGAUUGUUUCGUUCACUGUUCUAUUUCCUUGCAGGCUUUGCGAAAGUGCCACAAUCUUUUCGUCCAUGUUGUGAUUGAGAGAACUGGACGAUCAGCGAACGAGUAUGCUUUUAGAUAUGGUUGCUUGAGCCACAUCCUGCACGUGAAGCGCUUGGAAGUUGGAGCUCUAGUCACGAUACGGGGAAUUGGACGAGUGAGGCUGAUCUCUUUGUCCCAGAUGGAACCAUUUCUCAAGGGUGUCGUCGUUCCCGUGAAAGAUGAGACGCCGAAGGACGCAGACCGGAUACAAUCCUCGGUUGAGAGCUUGAAGAAAACAUUGUCUGACGUCCAGCAGCUCCAAAUCAAGCUCAAGGUAAGCUGUGCUCUUCUUCUCUGUGCUUCGAGUCUAGAGGCAUUUCUUUUGCAGACUUCCAAAGAUGAGCUCUUGCAAACUCCGUUGCAAAGAGCAUUGGAGUGGGCUGAGAGGGCCAACUUCGGUGAGAACCUCAGCUAUUUCGUUCCAAAUCGUGAAGAACGGCUAUCUUUCGCAGCUUUGCAACCAAUUAGUGGUGCAAAUGCUGGCGAGUUGAGGCAGCUGCUGGAACGGAGGCUCGUCGCCAUGGAUUCCACGGAUACGCUUGAAAGAUUAACCUCGUCCAUGGAGUAUGCGCAGCACAGCCGAUCAUCCGUCGCAGCAAAGGUAGCAAUCCAGUCCUUGCAACUCUAGGCACCCUUUAGAGCCAUGUAGUUAGUGUCUUCGUAGAGUAAAUUCAAAUCACCUUCCAAGUGUUGUUUCCUGCA
This is a messenger RNA of Selaginella moellendorffii, 1069 nucleotides long. RefSeq lists its product as uncharacterized. NCBI's taxonomy places the organism in Eukaryota, Viridiplantae, Streptophyta, Lycopodiopsida, Selaginellales, Selaginellaceae. The transcript is spliced from 6 exons. The record is from RefSeq and is a predicted model, not a curated record. Bases 18 to 995 code for a protein of 325 amino acids.